UCUCUCUUAUAAGUUAUAACCAGAAUAUCCCAAAACAUGAGCUAGGGUUUUGCGAUUUUUACCGGUUCGCACUAUAAAAUCUGCCAAGUCUGGUAGCUUAACCUUCGUCUUCGUCACUUUCCGAUUUCAGAUCUUGUGCGUAAGCUUUGCUUGAAGAAUUUUGCAACUGCAUUUCAUUUCUUCUCAACAUGAGCCGGCCCAUGGAGGAAGAUACUAGUAAGACUGAGGAAGAGGAGUUUAACACCGGUCCGCUGUCUGUACUCAUGAUGAGUGUUAAGAACAACACGCAGGUACUUAUCAAUUGCCGAAACAACAAAAAGCUUCUUGGUCGUGUUAGGGCUUUUGAUAGACACUGCAAUAUGGUUCUUGAAAAUGUACGGGAGAUGUGGACUGAGGUGCCAAAGACUGGUAAAGGUAAGAAGAAGGCUCAGCCAGUCAACAAGGAUAGAUUCAUCAGCAAAAUGUUCCUCCGUGGAGAUUCUGUCAUCAUUGUUCUUAGGAACCCUAAAUAAGCAUAUUAUCACUCAAUCUUUGAAGUCAUUGGCUGAGUAGUUGCUUUUCUUUGAUGUCUUGAAUUUCCCGAUGACAUUCUCAUAGACUAUGCUGCCCUUGAUAUUAUAUGCGUCUUUAGAUGUUGGCGGAUCAUGUAUAUUAUCGUUUUGAUUUGAUGAGUUGCCCAAGAACGAGCCAAAACUGAAAUGAAUACCUUCCAUUUUAUGUACUUAUUUGACAUGUACAACCAAUAGAUGUAUUGAAUAGCUUUUAACCUUAGAUAUUUGAAGUUCCUAUUUCGCUCUA
Molecule: messenger RNA, 798 nt
Organism: Arachis ipaensis
Lineage: Eukaryota; Viridiplantae; Streptophyta; Magnoliopsida; Fabales; Fabaceae
Biological process (GO): RNA splicing
Cellular component (GO): small nuclear ribonucleoprotein complex
Molecular function (GO): RNA binding
Source: RefSeq, a predicted model, not a curated record